GUCAGAGUGUCUCUCCGCACGAGCUCGCGUCCUCGUAGGCUCCGCGUCCUCCUAGGCUCCGCGCCCUCGCGCCCACAGCCCCGGCGGCGGCACGACCAGCGGCGGCCAGGCGAGCGCGCCGGCCCGCUCGGCCCUCCCGUCCCGCCCCGCCGCCUCCCUCCCGCACCGUAGCCGCCAGCGCGGCCUCCUGCACCAUGUCGGUGGCCGGGCUUAAGAAGCAGUUCCACAAAGCCACUCAGAAAGUGAGUGAGAAGGUUGGAGGAGCUGAAGGAACCAAGCUAGAUGAUGACUUCAAAGAGAUGGAAAGGAAAGUGGAUGUCACCAGCAGGGCUGUGAUGGAAAUAAUGACUAAAACAAUUGAGUACCUUCAACCCAAUCCAGCUUCCAGAGCUAAGCUCAGCAUGAUCAACACCAUGUCAAAAAUCCGUGGCCAGGAGAAGGGGCCAGGCUAUCCCCAGGCGGAGGCGCUGCUGGCGGAGGCCAUGCUCAAAUUUGGAAGAGAGCUUGGAGAUGAUUGCAACUUUGGCCCAGCGCUUGGUGAGGUCGGGGAGGCCAUGCGGGAACUGUCGGAAGUCAAAGACUCUUUGGACAUAGAAGUGAAGCAGAACUUCAUUGACCCUCUUCAGAAUCUUCAUGACAAAGAUCUUAGGGAAAUUCAACAUCAUCUAAAGAAGUUGGAGGGUCGACGCCUGGAUUUUGAUUAUAAGAAGAAACGACAAGGCAAGAUUCCGGAUGAAGAGCUUCGUCAAGCUCUAGAGAAAUUUGAUGAGUCUAAGGAAAUUGCUGAGUCAAGCAUGUUCAAUCUCUUGGAGAUGGAUAUUGAACAAGUGAGCCAGCUUUCUGCACUUGUGCAAGCUCAGCUGGAAUACCACAAGCAGGCAGUCCAGAUCCUGCAGCAAGUCACGGUCAGACUGGAAGAAAGAAUAAGACAGGCUUCAGCUCAGCCUAGAAGGGAAUAUCAACCUAAACCACGAAUGAGCCUGGAGUUUCCAACUGGAGACAGUACUCAGCCCAAUGGGGGUCUCUCCCACACAGGCACUCCCAAGCCUUCAGGUGUCCAAAUGGAUCAGCCCUGCUGCCGAGCUCUGUACGACUUUGAACCUGAAAAUGAAGGGGAGCUGGGAUUUAAAGAGGGCGAUAUCAUCACACUGACUAACCAAAUUGAUGAGAACUGGUAUGAGGGGAUGCUGCAUGGCCAUUCAGGCUUCUUCCCCAUCAAUUAUGUGGAAAUUCUGGUUGCCCUGCCCCAUUAGGAUGUUAUGCUGGCUGGCUCACCUCCUCUUGACUCAGAUAGUUACGGUUAACCACUGCUUUGGUAAUGCUGCUUAUAACACAUCCCAAGUGCAGGCCGCAGUGGUCCACGUCAUCCAGCCCCACCAAGUGUAUUUGGUUGACUCGUGGGCUCCCACAGGAGUCAUGGUGAUGGAUGAUAUCCUCUUAGCCUGGUGGGCAUGGCAUGUGCUUUUUAAAACAUCAUCUGAGACCAGCCAGUAGUCACAGAACUGCUGUUGACACAGUUCUCAGGAGGCUGUGGUUUCUUAGAAUAUGACCAUGAGCCACAUCACAGAAAAACCUUCCCACCGAAGAUAUUGUCUAUCACCCCAGGGGCCAUCUGAAGGUCUUUUUGCAUUUCUCCAUGCAAAGAGGAGAAAGCUUUUGCUUUCACACUGUCCCUUCCCAAAUAUGUGAGUCAUGGAAUUGUCAAAGUAAGCCUUCCCUCACCAGCAAAUUGUCUCCUGAUCUGAGUGAAUUUGUCUCUUAAUGCAUCCAUAGAAAGUGUUAAUUGUGGGUUCAAAGCAUUCUCUGCAAACAGGCAUCUCAGCUCUUCACACUUACGGCUAUUUCUGAGGUAUAGCCAGUUUUCUUCCCUCCUUGCUACUAAAGCCAGAGUGGUAAUUCCAAAUUAUUUUUCAGUAAGACAGUUAAUCAGCAUUAUUGUGAGAGAGGCUGAAAAGAAAUUCUCCAUUAUGAGGAAAUGGGAAGAAAUCUGGUAUCCAAGCUUAAAUUUCUUGCUGUACAGAAACUCUGUAUGUAUUUAGGCUAUUUCUGAAGGGCACAGGGAAGAGGGAACAAAUCUCAUCAGUUUUAUUUGUGAAUUACAUGUUUCAUGAAUCCAUUUGGCACAGAGACACGAGGAGGAAAACACUAGUAACCAUCUUUCCACUAGUUCAUAGACUGAGAAACAGUGAAUACCUUUCCUUUCCACUUUUACCCUGUGUUCUUUGAACAUCAUUUGUGCAGAUUCUGCCCUCAAUGAGGACCAAAUAAAGAUGAUUUUUGUGCUUAGCAGUUUAAGAUACAUGGCUGCAUAUGCAAAACCCUUUCCCAAUUCAGUCGCUACUUUUACUUCUGCCUCUUCUAUCCAUAAUCUUCAUUUUGUGUGUACAGUGCUGUGUGUAAGCUUAUCAGUGUUUUUUUUUUUUUUUUUUUUUUUUUAUUUGUAUCAGUCACGAAAGUCCUGUUAGGUAUCCAGAGUUCUAUUUAUCUAGCUGUACAGACUCUUUCAGAGGUUUAACGUGCUGCUUCCGAUGUGCCACCUGCAGUAGCGGAUCAUGUGGAGUGAAAGGCAAAUCUUACUGCUUAAUGUAUAAACUCUCACCACAGGAAGCAUCGCUGUUUCCAAUAAAUAUUGCUGAAGACAGAA
Messenger RNA from Piliocolobus tephrosceles (Ugandan red Colobus), 2644 nucleotides. It is a transcript of the gene SH3GL2, whose product is annotated as SH3 domain containing GRB2 like 2, endophilin A1. The record is from RefSeq and is a predicted model, not a curated record. Gene Ontology annotation, biological process: synaptic vesicle uncoating. Gene Ontology annotation, molecular function: protein binding. NCBI's taxonomy places the organism in Eukaryota, Metazoa, Chordata, Mammalia, Primates, Cercopithecidae. Gene Ontology annotation, cellular component: presynapse; cytoplasm; glutamatergic synapse. Bases 195 to 1253 code for a protein of 352 amino acids. The transcript is spliced from 9 exons.